AUGCCUCAUUUGAUGUAUCGAAUUAUUCUAGAAGGUCAUAGCGGUGUUAAUCAAUUAGGUGGAGUAUUUGUAAACGGACGACCAUUACCAGAAAGUAUUCGACAUCGAAUCGUUGAACUGGCUCGACAGGGCGCAAGACCGUGUGAGAUUUCACGAAAAUUACAAGUAUCAAACGGUUGUGUAUCUAAAAUCCUGGGUCGAUUCUACGAAACCGGCUCGGUUAAACCGAGAGCUAUUGGUGGUUCGAAACCACGUGUUGCUACACCAGAUGUCGUAGCAAAAAUUGCAGAAAUCAAAGCAGAAAAUCCAUCGAUAUUUGCUUGGGAAAUUCGUGAGCGUCUCCUGAAUGAUGGUGUUUGUACACAAGAUAAUUUACCAAGUGUGUCUUCUAUCAAUCGAGUACUACGCAAUUUAUCCUCAUCAUCAUCAUCAUCAUCGUUAAAAUCAACGACUGAUUAUCAUCAAUAUCAAACAGGAGAAUUUCAUUAUGAUGGUUCAUCAUGUAAUCUACUUAAUCCACCACCUAUUUGGACAGUAUUAGGAAGUACAAAUCCACCAACAAAUCCAUCUCAUACAUGGCAUCAUCAUCACCACCAUCAUCCUCAUCAACAAUCGCUAACAGCGGCAACAGCAACAACUACAACACAAAAUUUAAAUAUGAAAAAUGGACAUAAUUCUAUGGGAGUUAAAUAUGAACCAUCGAAUGAUGAUGAAGAAAGUGUUAAUAAUGAUGAAGAUGAUGAACAAAGUACGAAUAGUGAUCCUGAUUCUAAAUUAUCAUCACGACAAAAAACACAACGAAAUCGAACAGCUUUUACUCAAGAACAAAUAGCUGCACUUGAAAAAGAAUUCGAACAUACUCAUUAUCCAGAUGUUUAUGUACGUGAACGUUUAGCUAAACAUAUUAGUUUACAAGAGAAUCGUAUUCAGGUUUGGUUUUCUAAUCGACGAGCUAAAUGGCGACGUGAAGAAAAAGCACGUAAUCAAAGACGUACACAUACUGCUUGCGAAUCAUCAACAGGUGGAACAUCUGGAAGUAGUGCAUCAAUUUUACCAACAGUUUCUUCACCUCCACCACCACCACCACCACAAUCAUCAUCAACAAUUUCUUCAUUGAAUCAUCCAACGACAUCACCAUCAUCUAUUUCAGCUCCUCUACCAGGUUAUAUUAUUGAAUCUGAUAUUCCACCACCCAUUGGAUGUUAUUUCCCUAAUGGAGCAACUGAUAAUCGACAAGCAAUGACAAAUAAAAGUUUUUCACCAUAUUCAACAGCACAAUCUCAUAAUUAUUCAUGUACAUCAUCAGGAUACAGUUAUCCUCUACCAACAGUUAAUUGCUAUGAAGAUGUAUCAUUUCCAUCAUCAACAUAUCCUCGACCACCAUCUUAUCAUUCACAUCAUAAUACAGAUUAUAGUAGUUUUGCAUCGAAUGUUAUGUGUCAAUCAUCAAAUUUUCUUCAUACACCAAUGUCAUUGCCAUCGUCUCAUCUAUCUUCAACAUCAACGUCAUCUGUAGCAAAUCCAUUUUGGGAUCGUUUUUGA
Adineta steineri is the source of this 1542-nucleotide messenger RNA. The record is from the annotation of a GenBank genome assembly. Lineage: Eukaryota; Metazoa; Rotifera; Eurotatoria; Adinetida; Adinetidae.